AUGUCAGGGGGAGAUUGUAACGGGACUGAGGACAGUCUUGCUGAUUGUUCGUUUGAUGGAUGGGGUCAAGGUGGUUCUUGCGGUAACUUCCCAGCUAGUGUUUUCUGUUAUAACGUCACAGAAACAGACUUUGACAUCCGCCUAAGUGGAGGUUCAGAACCCAAUGUGGGCCGUGUAGAAGUGUAUUAUAGUGGUUACCGGGGAAAUGUUUGUGGCUACUACGACUGGGACGACAGGGACGCUAAUGUCACAUGCAGGAUGUUUGGAUACAGUGAUGGUCAUCAAAUAUAUCGGACCACACGUUAUGGCCGUCUAACAGAUCCUGUAUGGAUGGCAGGUGUUGACUGUAACGGUACAGAGAACAGUCUAGCUGAUUGUUCCUUUGACGGAUGGGGUCGAGUUGGUUCUUGCAGUAGUUAUCCCGCUAGUGUUUUCUGUUAUAACGUCACAGAAACAGACUUUGCCAUCCGCCUGAGUGGAGGUUCAGAAUCCAAUGUGGGGCGUAUAGAAGUGUAUUAUAGUGGUUACUGGGGAAGUGUUUGUGGCUACUACGACUGGGAUGACAGGGACGCUAAUGUCACGUGCAGGAUGUUAGGAUACAGUGCUGGUCAUCAAAUCUAUCGGACCACCCGUUAUGGCCGUCUUACAGAUCCUGUAUGGAUGGCAGGUGUAGACUGUACCGGUACGGAGGACAGUCUAGCUGAUUGUUCCUUUGACGGAUGGGGUCAAGUUGGUUCUUGCAGUAUAUAUCCCGCUAAUGUUUUCUGUUAUAAUGUCACAGAAACAGAUUUUGAGAUUCGUCUGAGUGGAGGUCCAGAACCCAAUAUCGGUCGUGUUGAGGUGUACCACAGUGGUAGCUGGGGAACCAUUUGUGGACUACACGACUGGGACGACAGAGAUGCUAGUGUAACGUGCAAGAUGUUAGGAUACAGUGCUGGUCAUAAAAUAUAUCGGACCACCCGUUAUGGCCGUCUUACAGAUCCUGUAUGGAUGGCAGGUGUAGACUGUACCGGUACGGAGGACAGUCUAGCUGAUUGUUCCUUUGACGGAUGGGGUCAAGUUGGUUCUUGCAGUAGUUACCCCGCUAGUGUUUUCUGUUAUAAUGUCACAGAAACAGAUUUUGAGAUUCGCCUGAGUGGAGGUCCAGAACCCAAUGUCGGCCGUGUAGAAGUGUUCUACAGUGGUUACUGGGGAAAUGUUUGUGGCCUAUACGACUGGGACGACAGAGAUGCUAGUGUAACGUGCAGGAUGUUAGGAUACAGUGCUGGUCAUCAAAUCUAUCGGACCAUCCGUUAUGGCCGUCUUACAGAUCCUGUAUGGAUGGCAGGUGUAGACUGUACCGGUACGGAGGACAGUCUAGCUGAUUGUUCCUUUGACGGAUGGGGUCAAAUUGGUUCUUGCAGUAGUUACCCCGCUAGUGUUUUCUGUUAUAAUGUCACAGAAACAGAUUUUGAGAUUCGUCUGAGUGGAGGUCCAGAACCCAAUAUCGGUCGUGUUGAGGUGUACCACAGUGGUAGCUGGGGAACCAUUUGUGGCCUACACGACUGGGACGACAGAGAUGCUAGUGUAACGUGCAAGAUGUUAGGAUACAGUGAUGGUCGGGCAUUGUCAGCAGCGUACGUAGUUCCUAAUGAACCGAUAUGGAUGAACAAUGUACAAUGUGACGGUACAGAGUCCAGUCUGGCUGACUGUCCAUUUGACGGUUGGGGAAAUGUUGACUCCUGUAGUUAUCAAGCUCAAGUCACGUGCUACAACGAAGCAG
Molecule: messenger RNA, 1762 nt
Organism: Mizuhopecten yessoensis (Yesso scallop)
Lineage: Eukaryota; Metazoa; Mollusca; Bivalvia; Pectinida; Pectinidae
Product: scavenger receptor cysteine-rich domain superfamily protein-like
Exons: 11
Cellular component (GO): membrane
Source: RefSeq, a predicted model, not a curated record